Messenger RNA from Fonticula alba, 168 nucleotides. RefSeq lists its product as hypothetical. The transcript is spliced from 2 exons. The coding region runs from base 1 to 168 and encodes 55 amino acids. The record is from RefSeq and is a predicted model, not a curated record. NCBI's taxonomy places the organism in Eukaryota, Rotosphaerida, Fonticulaceae.
AUGCGUCUCGCUUGCGACCGUGUUUGGCGUUGCUCGCCGCGGCGCGACCCGCCGGGCGAUGGGCCAGGCGCCGCCCCAUGCGCGGCCGCCAGCGGGGCGGGCCUUCCCUGCUCCCUGGACGUGUUGGCCGGCGGAGGCCCGGAAAAACUGGCCGUCACCAAUACUUGA